Messenger RNA from Zootoca vivipara (common lizard), 1006 nucleotides. It is a transcript of the gene SMIM8, whose product is annotated as small integral membrane protein 8. NCBI's taxonomy places the organism in Eukaryota, Metazoa, Chordata, Lepidosauria, Squamata, Lacertidae. The record is from RefSeq and is a predicted model, not a curated record.
AGGACGUUGCUUACUUAGAAUAGAGCAAAGUGCUGGCUUAGGCUUCGGAGGCGAGCGAGAGAGCGAGCAGGAGACGACUUUCCCCUAGGCCGCCCCGUGCGAGGAGCAGAUCCCGAAGCAGUAAGAUGUCUUCAGCACCUCAGCCUCCAGAUUUACAACAUGAAGCACCCAAAGAGAAAGACUAUCGAACUCCCGGAUUCCGAAGUGUCCGAACUACCACCUUGUUCCGUGCUGUGAACCCAGAACUCUUUAUUAAACCUAACAAACCAGUUAUGGCUUUUGGGCUUGUAACGAUUACUCUUUGUGUAGCCUACAUUGGAUACUUGCAUGCACAACAAGAGAAUAAAAAAGAUCUUUAUGAAGCUAUUGACAGCGAGGGAAAGCGACAUAUGAAGCGGAAGACUUCUAAAUGGGAUUAAAGAAAUGCAUGGCUUGCACAUGAUCUGCAUAAUGCUACACCGACUUACAAAUUUUUAAGAGCAGAAAGGAUAACAGAAAAUCAGAAAAAGAACAAUACAUAACAAUAAAAGCCAUACAAUAAAUAACCUAUAGAAUAGAGCCAAUUAAACAGCAGCAAAAAGCAUCAUAAUCUGUCAUAUUAUCUGGAAGAUAACCUAAGCUUUUAUUAAAUGCUUGACUAUCCUGUGUAAACUACUUUGGAGAGCACACAAAACUUUUUAAAGUUAUUCAUUUAAAGGAUCUAAAAUGCUUUUGUGAGCAAAGCUUACCCAGCCUAGCAACGGUUACUGGGUGAGAAGUUAGCCUAUAUUAUGAGACCUCUCACAGCCACAUGAUAGGCAGAGCUCCUUAACACCAGGGCUGCAGCUGAAGCGGGUACCAUCUUGCCAUCAAAUAAUCUCACCAAACAAUGGUGAAACCUCUCUCUCUCUCUCCCACUAACAUGCACAGAUUCUAAGAAGACAAUUAAUUCAGUUUAGGCUAUGAGAACUAAGAUUUCGCUUCCUCAUCUAGUCCACACUUGUCAUUGGAGGAGGAAAAAUCUUGA